Molecule: messenger RNA, 1608 nt
Organism: Fimicolochytrium jonesii
Lineage: Eukaryota; Fungi; Chytridiomycota; Chytridiomycetes; Spizellomycetales; Powellomycetaceae
Product: ras guanine nucleotide exchange factor domain-containing protein
Exons: 6
Coding region: 1-1608 (535 amino acids)
Biological process (GO): positive regulation of GTPase activity; Ras protein signal transduction
Cellular component (GO): plasma membrane
Molecular function (GO): guanyl-nucleotide exchange factor activity
Source: RefSeq, a predicted model, not a curated record
AUGGAGGGUGAAUCUGACACAAACAUAGAAGUCGGCACGGCCCCGGCGGACCAACCCAAAACGGAAGUGGUCGCAGGCGACGCCAGCCCUAUCGUCGCGUCUCCGGGCGUCGAUGAAGGCAAACGGGUCCUCCUCAAAGUGUCAUUACCCGAUUUCCAAUCGACCACGAUUUUCAUCGGUCCGGAACAAACGAUGGAAACGGCGCUGAUGCAUAUCUGCCAGAAGAGGCAGCUCGAUUUCGAGCAGUACACGCUGGAGGUUCCGAAAGAAGGCGUGAUAGUGGAGAUGGACCGCACUGUGGCCUUCUACAAUCAGCAGGGCAUUGGUGAGGUCAUCGUGGUCCAGAAGGAAAAGACGUAUAGCACUAUGUGUGUCAACGAGGGAGGGCAAGACGUCAUGAUUCUUCAGGCGUUGUCUGGAAAGCCGCAGGUCAUGGCAGCAACUCCAGCCAAACUAAUCGAGCGGUUAACCGAUCAAGAUGAAAACGACAAAACUUUUAUGGACACUUUGCUGUUGACAUAUCGCUCCUUUAUGACUCCCGUCGAUUUCUUCGACCAACUGGUUGCGCGCUUCAAUUCCGAGCUCCCUCCGGAUCCUAGUCCGGAGGACAUCGAGUACUUCAAUAGGAUGAAGCUUCCCACACAGAAGAGGGUUAUUGCGACCUUCAAAUGGUGGGUGCAACACCAUUACCAUGACUUCGGGGUGGACAGCGCAGUCAAAGCCGACCUGGAAGAUUUCGUGGACCAAAUCACCACUUACAACGGCGGCGAAUUUGCCGCCGACGCCUCAGAGCUCUACGGGUACAUAGAGUCGCAAGCCUUGGCCUACGAGGAGAUGUUUCAUAAUUACAAGAACGUCGAGCGGAAGGGCAAGACAAUAGAAGGCAUGGUUCAAGAGAUCUCAGUCGACGACCUGGCGCAGCAGAUCUGCUUGCAUGAUUUCAAGUUGUUCAACAACAUCCACCCCAUCGAGUAUCUGAACCAGAUCUGGAACAACUCGGCGGAGAGUUCGCCGUCGAUGAAGUACUUCAUUGAACGGUUUGAUAAGGAGUCGUAUUGGGCGGCUACGGAGAUCGUGAAAGAGAAGGAUCUCAAAAAGCGGACUGCGCUGCUGCGGAAGUUCAUACUAACGGGAAAGAUGUGUCAGGAGCUCAACAACUUCUUUACCAUGUUUGCCAUCAUCGCUGGUCUCAACAUACCACCAAUACAACGCCUGAAGAAGACAUGGGAAGCUUUGCCGGACAAAGCGAAAAAGAGCUGGGCGGAAUUGGAGAAAAUGGCUGAUCCUUCCAGGAAUAUGAAGAAUUACCGCGACACAUUGCUUGCGGCGAGUCCGCCCAUUGUGCCUUUCUUACCGAUCUACCUCAAAGAUCUAACCUUCAUGAACGACGGAAACGAGUCGAAAAUCGGCACCGAGCGCCAGAUGAUCAACUUUGACAAACUCCGGAUGAUGGGCAACCGCGUGAAAGACAUCUCCGCGCUGGCCCGCAUCGAGUACAACUUCGAGCCCAAACCACCAAUACAAAAUUUCCUCUCGAAGCCACCGGUGGAGAAAAGUAUGGCCAAGCUCAAGGAAUUGUCGCUAGAAUGCGAAAAGUCGGAGAAAUAG